Rotaria sp. Silwood2 is the source of this 954-nucleotide messenger RNA. The record is from the annotation of a GenBank genome assembly. Lineage: Eukaryota; Metazoa; Rotifera; Eurotatoria; Philodinida; Philodinidae.
AUGUAUAUGAAAAAAUCAUUAGCCAGUUUUGUUGGCGAUCCGGAAAAAAUGUUCAUGGUGAGGUUAGCUAAUUUAAUGCCAUGGCUUAUUCCAGUGUUAAUUAAAAUUAUGAAUAGUCUUAUUGCAUUAAUAAACCUUCUACACAAAUUGAUGCCUUCAAUAAUGGUUAAUGUUGAAGGUCCUCCACAAUUAUGGAUUUUUAAACAAAUUGAUAAUGUUGUUAAACAAAGACUAAGAUCAGAAAAUAAAAGAAUAGAUUUACUUCAAUUAAUGUUAGACUCAUCUACACAAGAAGAAAUUAAGGAUGAUGAAAAUGAUGAAUUUAUGUCAAAAAAACUUCAUUAUAAAGAAGUAUUAAUGAAUGCAGUGACUUUUGUAAACGCUGGUUUUGAAACAACCUCACUUAGUCUUGCUCGUGCAACGUAUCGAUUAGCUAAACAUCCAAAUAUUCAAGCAAAACUACAAGCUGAAAUCGAUGAGCAUUGGAAAGAUGAAUUAGAUAUUGAUUAUGAUAUCAUUAAUGAUAUGAAAUAUUUGGAUAUGUUUAUCCGAGAAGUUCUUCGAAUAAAUUCUUCUACACAUAGAAUUUCUAGUCGAGAGUGUUCUCAAUCAACAAUUGUUUGUGGUCAUCAUAUUGAAAAAGGUAGUAUAAUUCAAGCAGACAGAUAUACGAUCCAUCGUAAUAUUGAUUUGUGGGGACCUGAAGACCCAAAUGAAUUUAUUCCCGAACGUCAUCUUGUCAAACGACAUCCACUGGCUUUUAUGCCCUUUGGUAUUGGACCAAGAAACUGUGUUGGAAUGAGAUUUGCAUUAAUGGAAUUAAAAAUGGCCUUGGCUAAUAUCUUACAUAAAUAUACAAUUCUACCUGGAAAUGAACUUGAAGAAGGAAUGAAAAUACAAGAAAAUAUAACUCUUUCACCAGAAGCUAUUAACAUACGAAUUAGAAAACGAUGA